Molecule: messenger RNA, 2000 nt
Organism: Rosa chinensis
Lineage: Eukaryota; Viridiplantae; Streptophyta; Magnoliopsida; Rosales; Rosaceae
Product: AFG1-like ATPase
Exons: 15
Coding region: 196-1707 (503 amino acids)
Cellular component (GO): cytoplasm; chloroplast; mitochondrion
Molecular function (GO): ATP binding; ATP hydrolysis activity
Source: RefSeq, a predicted model, not a curated record
CCCAUUUAUCCAUUUAUGUUAUUGCCAUCACAACAAGUCAAAUCAGCACAGAGGCCAAAGCAAAACCAACAGGAGCUGUGUUUUCUGGGUCUUCCCUCACACCUCUGUUUCUGUCUUCUUCGAGAUUAAGGAUUCCGAUUACUAUAUAAACCACGUUGGAGUGCUUGAGAUUUGCAUUGGAGUCCUGGAUUAAAAAUGAGAGCAAUUGCUCGUUCUGUCCACCAAUUUAGAUCAGCUCUGCGGCGGCAAACAUGUAAUUACUCCACUGGUUUUGUGGGAAGGCGGAAGCUUUUGACAAACAGCUAUUCUGGGUUAGCUCAUGAACUCUCUAACAAUGCCAAAUUCGAUAGAUUUCCACACCCCGCGAAUUUUGGCUCAAGAGCUCUGUCAGUUGAUGCUGUUCAAGUUACUAAUGGAGAUGCAAGCAAAGGAGGGCCACUUGUUGAGUAUGAGCGAAGAAUUGCUGCGGGCGAACUUGUUGAUGGUGAUGCCUGCCAGGUAAGCACCUUAACAGAACUUCAAAGGCUAUAUGAUGAACUUGUUCAGUCAGCUGAUGCCUGCCGGCUGGAUAGAUAUACAACUUCGAGGAAAUCUGGAAGGAGUAGAUGGUUGUGGUCUCGUUUCAUUCCACAGUCUUCAAAUGCCUCCCCUGUUAAAGGUCUUUAUCUUUAUGGAGGAGUGGGAACUGGAAAAACCAUGUUGAUGGACUUGUUUUUCGAUCAACUACAAUGCAGUUGGAGGAAAAAGAGGAUUCAUUUCCAUGAUUUUAUGUUGAAUGUCCACAGCUGCUUGCGAAAGCACCAGGGUGUAGAAGACCCUCUUGAAGUUGUUGCAGGAGAGAUAUCUGAUGAGGCAGUCUUGUUAUGUCUUGAUGAAUUCAUGGUGACUGAUGUUGCUGAUGCAUUAAUACUAAAUCGUCUAUUUAGACAUCUAUUCGACAAUGGCGUUAUUCUUGUUGCCACCUCCAAUCGUGCUCCAGAUAACCUGUAUGAACGUGGAUUGCAGAGGGAUCUGUUUCUGCCCUUUAUUGCUGCUUUAAAGGAAAGAUGUGUGGUUCAUGAAAUUGGUUCAGCAGUAGACUACCGAAAACUGACUUCGGCUGAGCAAGGGUUUUACUUUGUUGGUAAAGAUUUGUCAGGCUUUCUUAAGGAAAAGUUUCAAGAAUUGAUUGGGGAUUACGAAGCUCAUCCUGAGGAGGCAGAAGUAGUUAUGGGAAGAACAUUAAAGGUUCCACUAGGUGCUAAUGGAUGUGCAUAUUUUCCUUUUGAGGAACUCUGUGACAGACCUAUGGGAGCUGCAGAUUAUUUUGGAUUGUGCAAGAAAUACCAUACCUUGGCCUUGGAGGGUGUCCCUAUUUUUGGACUCCACAAUAGGACAGCUGCAUAUCGGUUUGUUACUUUAGUUGAUGUGAUGUACGAGAACAAGGGCAGACUGAUGUGUACAGCUGAGGGGACUCCAUUUGAACUUUUUGAAAGAAUAGUGACAAUCUCUGAUGCCCAACAAGUGGCACCUAGAACCUCUUCGAGAUCAAGGAAAAAUGAUGAUUCGGAGCUAUGUGUAGAUAAUGAAUUGGGAUUUGCUAAAGAACGCACCAUUAGUAGAUUAACAGAAAUGAAUAGCAAAGAGUACUUGGAGCAUCAUGCUGCAGCACUGGAAGAGAACGACUCCCAUGAAGAUCUGAAUCAGGAUAAAACCGUGCACGCAUGAUGCAGAAAAGAGAGAAUUCUUCCUAGUACAGUAAACCAUUGUUGUAAAACUGUACGGGAUUAUAUCAAUAAGAAAAGGGUACUUGUUCCAUGUAAGCAUUUUUACCUGUUCUAGUGAGGCUGUCCUAAUUUAAUAUAGGAUUUGACUAGAUCUAUUUCUUUGUGUUCAAUAAUGCAAUCUCCCAUAUGUAAAUGCGCCAUCAGUUGGCAUCCUGUUUAAUAAAUUUUGUGGCCUAAUGAUUUCCAUACAGCGGGCAGAUCCUCGACAUUGAGAUAUGUAUAUUUAGUAUUUAA